UGCCUUUUAUGACUUCCUCCGGGAAACUUGAGCUCAGCUAAACAGUUCCGUACUUGUCCGAGGAAAGAAGUGAACAAAUCUGGAGAAUGGUUGGGACGAAAAUCGAAACUUUACGGAAAGGAAUGUGAGGGCGAAAUGAAACCCAACCGGUAAAUUGGGCGACCGAGGUCUCCUGGAAAUAUGGCUAAUGAAAACAUUAUCAGCUACGCGACACGGAUCCUUUGUUCCAAUUUGGGUGCGAUGGACUACAAUAAUCUGCGCAAGAAGCUCCGCAAACGCUUCGACCCCUCUGACGAUGACCUGCGCUACAUUCUGUGGAACUGCUGCAGGUUCUCGAUUGUCCAGAGAGCCAGAGACUGUUCGCCAGGCUCCGAGCUAAGCCCUGACUCAAAGAUCAUCGCGAAGACAGCGGUCAGACUGUGCAAGAGCUACCCGAAAGAUGACUGCAAAGCCUGCGAAGCGCUUCACCUCUGUAAAUAUUUUGUUUACGGAAACUGCCGGUUUGGGAAAGGAAGGAAGCAGUGUAGAUAUUCACAUGACCUCAGUUCAGAUCACAACUACAAUGUGCUGAAAGCAUAUCAUCUCACUGAACUGCAUGAAGAUGAACUUUUUCUUCUAUUGCUUCAGAAUGAUCCAUCCCUCCUCCCAGAGGUGUGUGUUCACUAUAACAAAGGAACAGGGCCAUAUGGAGCCUGCACCUUCAAGGCAAGUUGUACCAAACUUCACAUCUGCCACCAUUUUGUUCAAGGCGACUGCAUAUUUGGCUCCAAAUGCAAGAGGCUACACGGCAUAGAUGCAGAUGGUCGUAAAUUAUUGGAAGACCGGGGACUCAGUGGAGAGAUUAUUCACGACUUGCCACUUUUAUACACAAAUAUUUAUGAUUUAAAAAAUAACAGCAACAACCGCAUAAAUGAUCGAAUACAGCAGACAUCCACAGAAAAUUCAUCAAAUAAUGAAAUCUGCUUACAUUACCUCAGAAGACUCUGCAAUUUUCAAGAGAAUUGCAUUCGAGUCCAUUUCCAUUUGCCUUACAAGUGGGAAGUUUAUGAUGGGUCAGCGUGGAAAGACCUUCCAAACAUGGAAGAUAUUGAAAUGGCUUAUUGUAACCCAGAAAAUAACAGAAGUGACGGUUCUUCACAAGUGGACUUUGUGAAUAUGAAGUGUGAUUCAUGUCCAGUCAGACGCCUUUCCACACCAUCUUCAGUAACUAAACCGCCACACUAUAUCCUGACAACAGAGUGGAUCUGGUAUUAUAAGAGUAGUAAAGGGAGAUGGACUGAAUAUGGAAAAACAGUAAGUGAAAAAAAUGUCUUUCAUUCAUUGACAUCGAAAGAGUUGGAAGAAGCAUUUCUUGGAGAGAACAUGGGUGAAAUUGAAGUGUCAAAAGGACAUCGGCAGUACAUCAUCAGCUUUAAAGAUAUGUAUCAACGAAACCCAAAAUAUAACACAAAGCGAAAAGUGCAACGGAGGCCAAGAUUUACUUCAGAGCAGGAUGUGGAAAGCAGGAUAACAAUUAAAAGCAACUCAGUGAUUCAUAGCUCAACAUCAACCAUCAUUCCAGACCACUGGGAUAAGGAAUCUCUACCUGAAAGUGGAUACAAGCUGAUUCAGCUUUCUUGCACUUCAGAAGAAUUCAAGAGAAUACAGGAUCUUUUCACUAAAACAAUGCACUUGGAAACCAUUUGUGGAAUACAAAGGAUUCAAAACCAGUCUCUCUGGGAGACAUUCAAAUGUAAAAUAUACUGUAAAUUGUUGUGGGAGAUUGGGCAGACUGCAUUCAGAUGCACAGGCCAAGACUUGAACCCAACAUUCUGGAUCUGUGAAGUAGCAGGAUUGUGCUGCCCCAUCCUGCAAUGGGUAAAAGACAGAUACAAAUACUAUAAACCACAUAAUGCAGGCAAAAGGAACAGAUGCAAAAAAAAAAAAAAUGGAGGGAGAAAUAUUGAAGAAAAGUUAUUGUUUCACGGUACUGAGAAAGCUUAUACUGAAACAAUCUGUAAUCAGAAUUUUGACUGGAGGAUCUGUGGAACACAUGGGAGUUCAUAUGGGAAAGGUAGUUAUUUUGCAAGUGAUGCAAUUUAUUCUCAUCAGUUCUCAAAGAAAGAAAAUGGAAGCCGUGCCAUGUUUGUUGCUCGGGUACUGGUGGGUGAGAUGGUGAAGGGAAAUGAAAGCUAUGUGCAUCCUCCUUUAAAGGAGGGAAUAAAAACAACAAAUGGCAGCUGUGUGGACAACGAAGACAACCCUUCAAUUUUUGUAAUAUUUGACAAACAUCAGAUUUAUCCAGAAUAUCUCAUAGAGUAUGGUAAGGAUGGAUUCAUUUUAUACAACUGAAGUAAAGUAGACCCUCUUGUGUCUUUCACAUUUUCUGAAAUGCUUUAAGUAGAGUAGUGGGGCAGUGACAUACAGCUCGAACAACCUGAACUGGUCUCUUUGUAUGGCACUUACACAUUCUCCUUGGGUUUAUGGGAUUGUAUUUGGGCUACUCCCAUCAUUUCCUAUUUGGCAACUGUAAAUUGGAUCUGUUAUGAGUGAGUGAGCUGUGAAAUGGAGUGAUUUCAAUUCUAGAUUUUGGUCCUCCUUCCCCCUGGGAAUCUUUCUAGAUUAAAAAAGCAUGCAAAGAUAGAAAACCUAACAUGUGAUGUAAUAAUGAAAAGGAGAAUGUAACUGAAGCUCUUGACAUAAGUCUGUGGUUUGUACUGCCUCAGUCUGAGUCGGACACAGUUGUGAACAUAUUUAUUCCUUUGUCUUUCAGAUGCUGCUUCUUUUCUGUUGAUUUAACCUGAAAGGAGGGACAUGAAAUCCAGGGUAUAAACCAUUCAACCUGUACAAGAAUGAUUACUAAGCAGAAUAUUACAUAUGUUUUCUUUUCUGCUAUUUUAAAGUGAGAUUUACAUUUUAUCACAUUUUACAUACAGAUAGUAAAUUUUCAGCUUAUCCUUCUGUUUAUUCUAUA
Molecule: messenger RNA, 2953 nt
Organism: Erpetoichthys calabaricus (reedfish)
Lineage: Eukaryota; Metazoa; Chordata; Cladistia; Polypteriformes; Polypteridae
Product: protein mono-ADP-ribosyltransferase PARP12-like
Exons: 14
Coding region: 181-2331 (716 amino acids)
Molecular function (GO): NAD+ poly-ADP-ribosyltransferase activity; zinc ion binding
Source: RefSeq, a predicted model, not a curated record